AUGAAGUUCUCAAGCAUUUCCACCGUGAGUAGUCUUUUGACUCUUGCUUCUGCUCAGCUUUAUACCGAAACCAUCCCAGUUGUGUGUUCUGGCGCUCCCCCUUCCACUGUCACCCAGACAGUCACAAUCACAGAAAGAGCUUCUGGACCAUAUUGCCCUACCACCACUGCAGGCUACCUCAUUACAUCAAACUAUGUUACCACAGCAGAUGGCACGGUAACCUCAGUCAAUUAUGAUGGCGAGAGCAAGUCAACGAUCUGGGUCUACCCAACCGGUACCGGGAACGAAAAGCAUUGUACCGUCGCUACCUAUGAGAACGACAUUGUAAUCGACGUGAACAUUGUUGACAUCACGAUCAUCAUCAUUGAUGGUUUUCACGUGACAAAUACUGUUACUGUAACCGAUAACAUCACAUAUACUCCGACUCCUCCCAUCCAAACUACAACUACCUCACCUCACAGCACUGAAACCGAUAACUCGUAUGGCGAAAUCCAUCAUGUGACUGUAGGCGAUAAAGGUCUUAAUGUUUACUCUCCAAACCAAAUCAACGCCAAAGUGGGUGAUAUCAUUCGAUUCAAAUUCCUCGCCAGAAACCACACCGUCACCCAAUCCAACUUCAACACCCCCUGCAAUUUCAACGGCGGUUUUGAUACCAGCUUCAACCAAUUUAACCCCACCAACGCUACCAAUAUCACCCGCGAUUUCAUCGUCAAUACAAACAAGCCAAUUUGGUUCCACUGUGCUCAAGCAAACCCAAAGUCACAUUGCCAAGCUGGCAUGGUCCUUGGUAUCAAUCCCGCUGGUAAAUUCGAUGCUUUCUUAGAAAAAGCAAAGAACAGCGGUAACUCCACAGUCAUUCCUUCUGGAACUGGAUAUGUCACCGGCGUUCCGGCUCCUACUGAUACUUACAUCACCAAGACUGGACCUUGGAUCACAGGUGUUCCAGCACCUUCUGGGUAUUCUUCCAAAACCUCUGGGGAGGCGACAUAUACGCCUUUAUACAAGUAUCCUUCUAUUAAAAGGAGGUCUUUCUAG
Molecule: messenger RNA, 1035 nt
Organism: Botrytis fragariae
Lineage: Eukaryota; Fungi; Ascomycota; Leotiomycetes; Helotiales; Sclerotiniaceae
Exons: 1
Coding region: 1-1035 (344 amino acids)
Source: RefSeq, a predicted model, not a curated record